Messenger RNA from Hemibagrus wyckioides, 2745 nucleotides. Its product is annotated as keratinocyte-associated protein 3. The transcript has 7 exons. The record is from RefSeq and is a predicted model, not a curated record. The coding region runs from base 126 to 827 and encodes 233 amino acids. NCBI's taxonomy places the organism in Eukaryota, Metazoa, Chordata, Actinopteri, Siluriformes, Bagridae.
AGCGCGCGACCUUUGACCAUAAGCUCCGCCCACUUCCUGCAUACAGGUGAGCACAUAGGCGUUAACUAACACGGACUUCAGUAAACGACGGAGGAGAUUUUUCCUUUGGGAUAAAAAUACGCAAAAUGUGUGUGGAGAAUAUGUGCGGCUUUGACAAACAGAAAGGGCCUGGGAGGCUGAUGACUAAAGGACUCACACUCAUAGUUGUCGGUCAUGUUAAUUUUAUUUUGGGGGCCAUCGUUCAUGGCAGUGUUUUACGACACAUCUCUAAACCCACUGGCACAAUACCCACAGAGUACACAGUGUCCAACAUCAUAGCUGUUACCUCAGGACUGCUGAGCAUUGCAAGUGGAAUUGUUGCAAUAUUGGUGUCAAGGAAUAUUAAGAUUGUCAAACUGCACGUGGGUCUGUUGGUGAGCUCCUUCUUAAACGCUCUGCUCUCUGCAGCCUGCUGCAUUGGGCUUCUACUGGCCAUCAGCCUCACUAUUUCAGCCGACGGCAGUGUCCUCUUGCAAGGCUGCAACAAUACAGAUGUACCCAUUAAUGCUCGCUCACCCGUCGCUGCCAACUGCCCCUUCGACACUACACGCAUUUAUGACACAACUCUAGCCUUGUGGUUUCCGUGCACACUGCUAUCAGCCCUGGAGACUGGUUUGUCUGUGUGGUGCUUUAUUGUGGGUCUCACCCUAAGAGGCAUUGGACCUUGUGCUCACACUUACCUCAGAGAGCAGCUGGAAGAAGACACUUUGGCGCAUAGAUCAAAGGGGGAUCCAGAUUUUUCAGCCCCGAGCCAACGUCUUAUUGCACACUCUUCUGCACAGCCAUAGACAGGAAGAUCAAUCGGAAAUCUAAGGUCCCCCUUGUGCAACCGAAACAGCUCUGAGUCGUCGUGGCAUGGACUCCAUAAGACCUCUGAAGGAGCUCUGUGGUAUCUGGCACCGAGACUUUACUAGCAAGUCCUGUAAAUUGUGAGGUGGGAAUCAAGUCAACACCUUGUCAACACUCUUUGUCAUGUUCCUCAGAUCAUUCCUGAGCAAUUUUUGCAGUGGACCAGUGCACAUUAUCCAGUCUUCUACCCAUAGUGCAUCCUGGGGCCAUCUCUUCCUCAGAUAAACAACACUUUUACCUGGCUGUCCACAUGAUGUUAAAGAAAAUGUGAUUCAUCAGAGAAGGCCACCUUCUCCCAUUGCUCCACGGUCCAGUCGUGAUGCUCUCUCGUUCAUUGUAGGUGCUUUUGGCAGUGGACAGGUGUCAGCAUGGGUGUGCGGCACUGUGUCAGCAAGCUGUGUUGCACUGUGUGCUCUGAUUUACUAUCAUAGCUUUUUCAGUAGUCUGUGCUGCAUUAGCGCUACUGUGGGAUUGUAUCAGACAGGCUAGCUUUCUCUCCUUACACUCAACAGUGAUUCUUGUUCACUUAUGACCCUGUCAGCAGUUUACUAGUUGUACAUUCUUGGACCACUUUUGGUAGGUACAAGCUACUGCAUAACGGAAACACCCAGAAAGAUCUGUUAAUGUGAAGAUGCUUUGACCCAGUCAGACAGUUUUGCCCUUGUCAAAGUCACUCAAAUCCUUACACUUGCCCAUUUUCCUUGCUUUCUACACAUCAUCUUCAAGUACUGACUGUUCACUUUUUGCCCAAAUAUAUCCCACCCCUUCACAGGUACGACUGUAUAGUCAAGAUAGUCAAUGUUAUUUACUUCACUGUCAGUGGUUUAUUUCACAGCUGUUUUCGCCGCACAAGGGGGACCUACACAAUAUUAGGCAGGUGGUUUUAAUGUUAUGGCUGAUGGGUGUACAUGUAAACCUAUGUAAUAAUGUUGAAUUAUUAUAUUAUAACCUUUUUUAUUAUAAUUUCAGAUUCGGUAAAACUCACCCAGUGGACUCAGUGGAGUAUUUGAUAAGUAGUGUUUAGUCUAGUAUUUUUUUUGAAGCUACAAUGUCUUAAUAUCAGUUGUUGAUUUAUAUUAAUGAAAAAAAGAAAUGUGUUUACAAUAAUAUGACAUUUAUCUUAAGCAUACAUUCAUGCUUUUGAGCAAUUUUGACUGAAAUUUCAUAAUCAUUUAGAAUAAUUUGUUAUGGUAUAAAACAUUUCCUUCUUUUCUUGGUGGGUUUUAUGGAUGACAUGGUAAAAUCUGCAGAUUCACAUGAAAACUAUUAUACCUGUUAUAGCUAUUAGAUCUGUAUUAUAAAGACCAAAUGUUUAAAAAUGUAUUCUACACUUUUCCCAAGACUCUUAAUUUGUCAAUCAUCCUCUUGCAGUGUUAUCUUAUUAUUUAUUUACCCAAUAUUUUGAGUACUUCAUAGUUACUGGCUUUAUUAAACACUUGACAAAUCAGGAAACCUUAAGCUUGUUUUGACUGAGAUGGAGAGGAAAGUAUGUGAAUGAGAGGAACAUUUCUGUAAGUUACUGAGAUGUAAAUAUAGUAGAAAGAUGGAUGCUGGAUGGUUUAAAUCUUAUCUUGUUUUAUAGGAUUGAAAAACUCAAAGUAAAUCUCAGUCUGAGAGGGAAAGAUUAUUAUUGUCAGUAUCUUGUGAUGCUUAAAGCAAGUAUGAAGUUUGAUGUUUGGAAUAUAACAGUAUUCCUGUUGAAGCAUAUGAAAACUCAUGAAUUUGUAUCAAUUUUAAUGCUUUUAAUCAAAUUCCUCCAUUUUAUUGUACCUAAUCAAAAUGGGUAUAAUUUGUUGUUAAUAAUAAUGUUUACAAUUUUCUUUACUAAUGUUUUUCAUUUAUAUAUAUUAAAUGCAU